Messenger RNA from Prunus armeniaca (apricot), 288 nucleotides. Lineage: Eukaryota; Viridiplantae; Streptophyta; Magnoliopsida; Rosales; Rosaceae. The record is from the annotation of a GenBank genome assembly.
AUGUCUGCAUGGAGAUUUUUCCAAAACAUUGUAUUGCCUCGCAUUGCUGCAUGCCAUGGACCAAGUCUGCAUGAGCUGCUGUAUGACUUAAUUGGAAAUAAAGGGGAUGGAGUGAGGCUGAUGGGAAGCAUGGAGUACAUGACAGAGUUAUUGGCGGGAGGAAUGAGGGGGAGUAAUUGGCGGCGGGAGGGAUUGGAGGGAGGGAUUGGCGGGAGUCUUAGGCGGGAUAUUCUUGGGCGGGAUUUUCCCAAUCUUUUCAAUGUUCCUAUUUUCCCAUUAUGUAAUUAA